AUAAUUCUUCUUUCUGGAGAAGUAGUAGGAUACCGCCAUGAUACCGACCGCGAGCUCAUCUUCCGUCAAGAAUCCAACUUCUACUACCUGUCUGGAUGCUCCGUGCCAUCUUCUCUCCUUCUAGCGGUUUAUCAACCCGGAGCUUCAACACCCUCCGUCGAGCUUUUCAUUCCAAAAGCGCAGCUCGCAGACAUCAUGUGGUCCGUCCCACCCCCGUCUCUCGAGGAAGCAAGUGAAAAGCACGAUGUUUCUCGCGUUGCCCAUCCUGAGCAACUCCCAGAAGCAAUAGCCUCCCUAUUGAAGUCAUUCCCUGGAUCUUUAUUCCACACCCUUCCUAAGGCAUCCCCGCUGUUCCCCGCACUUUCAGAAGGACUCACGCAGCCCAUCUUGGCUACUGAAGGCGGAGCGGUAACCGAUGCCUACCUCUUAUCAGCUCUCCACCACGCCCGGUUGACAAAGGACCCAGAUGAGAUUGCGGAAAUUAGGAAGGCUAAUGAGAUCAGCAGCCGCGCACACGAAGUUGUCAUGCGUGUGCUUGGACAGGCUAAAGAGGCCGAGGCAGAAGCUAUAUUUGUGGCUUCGUGCAGGAGAGAAGGAUCUAUUCACCAAGCCUAUCCCCUGAUCGUAGCCGCUUCCACAAGAGCAUCGACGCUGCACUACUGCUGCAACGACCGCGAGUUCUCAUGGGGGCCCGAGCUUGACCCGCAAGUUUUGCUCAUCGACGCUGGCUGCGAAUGGAAUUGUUACGCCUCCGACAUUACGCGUACGAUGCCAGUUGGGAACAGCGGCAAGUUCACCCCAGAAGCCCGCGCAAUUUACGAGCUGGUGCUUAAAAUGCAGAAGCUUUCCUUCGAAGCUCUCAAACCGGGGCUUCACUGGGACGCCAUCCAGCUAAUCUGCCACCAGACCCUCGUCCAAGGCUUCCAGGCCCUUGGGAUCUUCAAGAGCCCUUCGUCCCCCGGAUCAGGGUCUUGGAACUCCGAAGAGGCUAUCCUCGCCUCAGGCAUCAGUGCCGCCUUCUUCCCGCACGGAGUUGGCCACUCACUUGGCAUGGACGUGCACGAUGUUCCAAGCGCUAGCAAACCGGUCAGCUUUUACACCUACCUACGACUGAGGCUUCCGCUAAAGGCUGGCAUGGUCGUGACGGUGGAGCCGGGGAUUUAUUUCUCUCCACAUCUGCUAGCUGCCGUACGCGGCUCCAAGCACAUCGACCAUGAUGUCCUCAAGAGAUACGAGAGUGUUGGAGGUGUAAGAAUUGAGGAUGUUGUGGUGAUCACGGAGACGGGACACGAGAACUUGACCACUGUCAGGAGCGAUGUCGAGUGGGUUGAGGCGGUUUGUUCUGGGAAUGCAUGA
Molecule: messenger RNA, 1356 nt
Organism: Laccaria bicolor S238N-H82
Lineage: Eukaryota; Fungi; Basidiomycota; Agaricomycetes; Agaricales; Hydnangiaceae
Exons: 7
Molecular function (GO): manganese ion binding; metalloaminopeptidase activity
Source: RefSeq, a predicted model, not a curated record